This is a messenger RNA of Triticum turgidum subsp. durum (durum wheat), 429 nucleotides long. The record is from the annotation of a GenBank genome assembly. Lineage: Eukaryota; Viridiplantae; Streptophyta; Magnoliopsida; Poales; Poaceae.
AUGGGUAAGACACGUGGUAUGGGAGCUGGGCGCAAGCUCAAGACCCACAGGAGGAACCAGAGGUGGGCUGACAAGGCCUACAAGAAGAGCCAUCUGGGGAACGAGUGGAAGAAACCCUUUGCAGGUUCAUCCCACGCAAAGGGGAUUGUCCUUGAAAAGAUUGGCAUUGAGGCCAAGCAGCCCAACUCUGCCAUCCGUAAGUGCGCUCGUGUCCAGCUGGUGAAGAAUGGAAAGAAGAUUGCCGCCUUUGUGCCGAACGACGGUUGCCUGAACUUCAUCGAGGAGAAUGACGAGGUGCUCAUUGCUGGGUUCGGUCGGAAGGGGCAUGCCGUGGGAGACAUCCCCGGUGUCCGGUUCAAGGUGGUGAAGGUGUCGGGCGUGUCCCUCCUCGCACUCUUCAAGGAGAAGAAGGAGAAGCCCAGAUCCUAA